Messenger RNA from Amphiprion ocellaris (clown anemonefish), 1252 nucleotides. RefSeq names its product nudix hydrolase 21 (gene nudt21). NCBI's taxonomy places the organism in Eukaryota, Metazoa, Chordata, Actinopteri, Pomacentridae. Gene Ontology annotation, molecular function: mRNA binding. The coding region runs from base 154 to 843 and encodes 229 amino acids. Gene Ontology annotation, cellular component: mRNA cleavage factor complex. The record is from RefSeq and is a predicted model, not a curated record. The transcript has 7 exons.
AAGAGAAACCCCGAUUGGCUCGACGGUGGAGACAUUGUUGUGGAGAGUCUUCAGUCUUUCUUUUGCCGUUUAGAAAAUUCAGCGAGUUUCUAACCAGCUACCCGCGGAGCAGCGCUUGCAGGAGGGUUUGGUGCCUCUGAGUUCACCGUAAAGAUGUCGGUAGUCCCUCCGAGUCGUUCGGCCACCGGCUGGCCGCGCGGCGGUGCCGUUCAAUUCGGGAACAAGUACAUAAGCGGGCCCGCUAAACCGCUCACCCUGGAGAGGACCAUCAACCUAUAUCCUCUCACCAACUACACAUUCGGCACCAAGGAGCCUCUGUAUGAGAAGGACAGCUCGGUGGCUGCCAGGUUCCAGCGGAUGCGGGAAGAGUUUGACAAGAUGGGCAUGCGGAGGACGGUGGAGGGCGUCCUCAUCGUCCACGAACACAGGCUGCCUCACGUGUUACUUCUGCAGCUCGGCACGACUUUCUUCAAACUGCCCGGCGGAGAGUUGAGUCCCGGAGAGGACGAGGUGGAGGGUCUGAAACGUCUGAUGACGGAGAUUCUCGGGCGGCAGGAUGGAGUGAAGCAGGACUGGGUGAUCGACGACUGUAUCGGUAAUUGGUGGCGCCCCAACUUUGAGCCUCCACAGUACCCUUAUAUUCCAGCUCACAUCACCAAACCGAAGGAACACAAGAAGCUCUUCCUGGUUCAGCUGCAGGAAAAAGCGCUCUUUGCUGUUCCCAAGAACUAUAAACUAGUGGCCGCACCAUUGUUUGAACUAUACGACAACGCUCCUGGAUAUGGACCAAUCAUUUCCAGUCUACCGCAGCUAUUGAGCAGGUUCAACUUCAUCUACAACUAACUUGAGGGAACUGAAGUACACGUGGCUGUCUCUGUGAGUGCAGCCGAAUGCAAGAAACCAUGGGGUCAAAAAAAAAAAGCUUCCACAUCUGGCUCAACUUCCACAAAAGAAAUUUUUCAUGUCAGCUAUAUUGACAGUCCACAGGGGUGUUUAUACUGUUGUUAGAAGAAAAUGAAAAUGUCACAUCUGUUUUUUUCUUUUUUCUUUUUUUUUAACCUUGAGAAACUGCUGGCUUUUGUAGUGUGCAGGUCUGUGCUCCGGUGUGUUAAGAAUCUGAUUUUAUGUUCUCUCAGAGGAGGCCAGUGUUUGAUUAAACAAACUACAACAUUGAGUUUCCUGUUGUUUUAACCUGUAACAAUGUGUUUUUCUUUUUAAUAAAGCAGUCUUUUGAGUAUGUUUUUAUAAACAA